This is a messenger RNA of Cylicocyclus nassatus, 3303 nucleotides long. The record is from the annotation of a GenBank genome assembly. Lineage: Eukaryota; Metazoa; Nematoda; Chromadorea; Rhabditida; Strongylidae.
AUGCAAUUUGAGCUCGUAAGGCUCAUAAUUUUGCUUAAAAAGCCUCAGUCUGCGGCAUGGCAUCAAGCCCAUGGCGCGCGACGCGCUAUGGACGCGUUGGUGUCGCGCGCGCGUCGGAUCGGUCCGUUGCGAUCGUUGUCCGACCCGUUGCUGCUCUCGCUCUUCUCCAAUUCCGACUGCAUACCCGAUAGGGUUCAACAAGGUGUUGUCUUGUUCAAUCAAGGCGAUCGUACAUCAUACUGGUAUUUGCUCUUAGCUGGUGAAGUUCAACUAUUUCUACCUGGUUAUUAUUCGACAUUAGAAUCCAUUCCGCUUUGUUCGCUCUCUGCCGGCUCGCUUUUCGGUGAACUCGACAUCGACCGACAUUGCUGCUCAGCUAUCGUAACCCGGCAAGCCGAAUUUGUACGGAUAUCCCAGCGUCAUUUUGUUAGCCUAUAUAAUAAACACGCAGAUCAUCUACAACCAUUCAUCGUAGUUAUGCAGGAUCUAUUGUCAGAAGAGCAAGCUGCUCCAUCGCAUUUCGCCGGCAAUCGUUUGCCACCUGAUGGUGGAGUUGUUCAGCCACAAAUCAACGGACGUGUCAAUGGUCUUAGUACUCCUGAGUUACAGUAUCCACGAGAGUAUCUAGAAGGUCCAUCGACAUUUGACGUAUCCGCCAUGCAAAACGAGUUGAAUCAGCUGCCAAAGCAGAUCUCCUACGAUCAGGGCAGCAUUAUCGAAUUCAAUAAUUCCAUUUCAUUCGAAUCGAGAAUUCUCGAAGUUGGAGCACAUCUGAAGCAUGCUAUGCUCACACAAGCUCCACAUCUCGUACGAGAGCGGAUCAUCCAUAAAGUGCCCUAUGCGGAUUGUAUGAUCGGUUGCGAAAUGGUCGAUUGGUUACUGGAUCUAUCAGUUUCAACUGGCGCUCACUCUCCAGCAUUGUCGAGGUUUCAGAUCAGUGGGAUGUGGCAAACUCUGCUAGAACAUAACGUCAUCUGCCAUGUAACAAACGAGCUGCAGUUUGUUGAUAAAAUGGUAUGUUAUCGAUGGGUGGAUGACGGUAGUGGUAGAAGCGAUCGUCGGAUAACAAAUGGAUUGCCUGGAAGAUAUGCGUCUUUGGAUCCGAGACUGAAAGAAGAUCCGCCUAGUCGGGAAGACCUUGCCAAUGCUGUCUUCUUUCUGAGUACAGUUGGACCAGAUGCGCUCUUCCGAAUGAUCCUCAAGAAGCUGCCCCAUGACCGCACUCCAGAAGAAUUGGAAUUGGUCUAUGAAGAACUGCUCCAUGUCAAAGCCCUCUCUCACUUGAGCACGAUGGUAAAGCGUGAACUGGCUACUGUGAUCGGCUACGAACAUCAUACCCAUGCGGGAACCGUCCUAUUCCAUCAAGGAGAACCGGGAAAGAACUGGUACAUCAUACUUCGUGGAAGUGUCGACGUUAGUAUACAUGGGAAGGGAGUGGUGUGCACGCUUCAAGAGGGCGACGAUUUCGGCAAAUUGGCGCUGGUGAACGAUAGUCCGAGAGCGGCUACGAUCACUCUUAGAGAAGAUCAUGCACAAUUUCUCACCGUCGACAAGCACGAUUUCAAUAGGAUCCUCCGAGAUGUCGAGGCGAACACAGUGCGAUUGAAAGAACAUGGACAGGAUGUGCUAGUUCUAGAGAAGAUCAAUCUGCCUCGUGGCGCUGCCAUUGAGGGUGGGCUGGCAAGUAACGGCAAAGGACAAUGCUGCUACUCCGUCAUGGCCGGCUUAGCCGAGAAGAUGCUCGAGUAUGUGCUCGAAACACGGGUCGACGCACAAGAGGAUGGUGCUGAGUUGGAUGUGUUCUUAGAAGAUCUCGUGUUAACCCAUAUCAUCUACCUACCUACCAAUACACUAUGUAACUACCUCAAACACUAUUAUUCACGUUCUGCCGAGCCUCACUCGGAUCCGCUAGUAGCCCUUGAUGAUCUUGAACAUCGUCUAUCAGCGCGAAGACGUGUAGUAACAUUUCUAUGGUUAUGGGUAAAUGCUCUAGGUAUCCAUUAUUUUCUGGACCCAGCAGCAAAUGCUUUUGUGGAGGAACUUUACUGUCAUGUUCUGGAAGAUAAUCGAACAAUACCGGGAAUGGGCCCCAUUCUUGCUCGAAUCUCUGCGCUUCGUGAUCUCAGGGAAGACGCCCAAAGAACUCUGGCUCGACAUCCAGCAGUAGUCCUUGAAUGUGGAGUACUUUCUACCAUGGCUCCGUCGCCGAAUCCUGUCCUUCCGAGUGAUAUCUGUAAUCAAAUCAUUCACCUCUCGGACACGACAUCAUUUGCGCUACCAAUUCGUAUGGACAAGACAGCCGUGGAGAUUUGUGAACUUGUGCGAAGUCGUCUACGGAGUUCACAUGGAGAAGAACUGGCGCUGGUUGAGGUGAAAAGCAGUGGAGAAAAAGUCGUGUUUUACGAUGGUGAUGUUAGCAUUUCUACUAUGCUUUCACUCAACGGCAAGCUAUAUGUGGUCAGCAAAGAUGAGAUCGAUUCACUGGUGCCACAACUCGAUCAAAAUGGUCCCGUAGAGUCUGUUCACGCCUCGGUGAUGGAAUAUGUCGGAAGCCACGAAUUGGCGCAACAGCUUCUCGUUCUGCAUACGCAACUCUUUGAGGCGACAGACGAGAUAGAAUUGGUGACCCAAGUGAUUGGUCGAGAUCAAUUUCCUGGCCGAGUUCCCUCGAACUUGGAUCUUCUAAUGAGAAGAUUUAAUGAAGUACAAUACUGGGCAACAACAGAGGUUUUGCUAGCGCUUCCACAAAAACGGGUCAAUACAUUGAGGAAGUUUAUCAAAAUUGCCAUGUAUGCAAAAGAAAACCGUGAUCUUAUGACUCUAUUCGCCAUCACUUUGGGUUUGAGUAACAUUGCUGUGAGUCGGCUGACGCAUUUAUGGGAGCGGCUUCCUGCCAAGCUUCGACGGCAGUUCGCUGAGUUCGAAUCACUGUUGGAUCCUUCCAGAAAUCAUAGGCCAUAUCGAGCUCUUGUGGCAAAGAUGUCACCACCACUAAUUCCAUUCGUUCCACUCCUACUCAAGGACUUGACAUUCAUCCACGAAGGCAAUAAAACCUACUACAAUGGUCUCGUGAAUUUCGAGAAGAUGCAUAUGAUUGCAAAUAUUUUGAGGAGUUUCCGGCAAUGCAAAUCGAGAUAUUCAAUUCCCCAAAUGGAGCAGAAGAAAAUCUACGAGACGCAAAAUUUCAUCCGAAACUUUCGAGUUGUGGAUAACCAACGUCGAUUGAUGGAAUUGUCAUACCAGAUCGAGCCACGACGGAGAAGAAACUAAAAAUUGUGGCAGAACUACUUACACACUAACGGG